CCUGACGGGUGGUAGCCUCGGACUUUGGGCUACCCAGAACCAGGGGACCAUAACUUUCCCUGGUCCGCUACUGCCUUCCCCAAAUUCUACUCCCUUCUGGCCCCCCGGGAGGGCAGCGGUUACCCACCCACCCUUGCCAGCCUCCCGGCGGGCGCUGCGCCCCCGAGUGGGGGGCAGCCUCAGAAGAGGCUGAGGGCGGGACCUGUACCGCGCUUCUUCCCACCCAGGCUGCUGCCCAAGGCCCCAGAAGGGACCGAGGAGGUGGGGAGGGGACUGGACAGUGGGGCUGGGUCUCUGCCAGACGGGGGAGAGGGCGCUCUCAGAUCCCGUCCUGCAAACUCACAAGCACGAUUAGCCCAAUUUCUUCAGCCCGAGGUCCCCCAAACUGAGCUAAGAACGAGAGCGGGGUGCGAAGGGAUGGGGAGCCGAUCCUGAGAAGCGGAGAGAGGGUGCAUGGUACUGGGGCGCUGAGCGUCGUUGGCGCAAACAUGAGCCCCGGGGGCGCGUCCGGGCGGGUGCUGCCAAUGUUGCUGCUGACUAGGCUGCUGUUGCUGCUACUUCUUGUGGUGGCUCCCGCUAUGGGCAAGGGCUGUGUCUGUUCAGACAAAGGUCCAUGUUUCUGUGACAGCAGGAAAGGCGAUAAGGGUGAGAAAGGUUUUCCUGGUUGUCCUGGUACUCCUGGCCAGAAAGGACUGCCUGGUCCAGAAGGUAUACCUGGACCUCAGGGACCCAAGGGCUCUCCAGGGCUUCCAGGCUUUAUUGGUUCCAAAGGCACAAGGGGAAUGACAGGAUUACCAGGUUUUCCAGGUCCUCCAGGACUUCCGGGAACUCCUGGGAAUACUGGUCCUUAUGGACCUCCUGGUUUGCCAGGAUGCAACGGCACUAAGGGGGACCAAGGAUUUCCAGGACCUCCAGGGACACCAGGUCUUCCAGGGUUACCAGGCACCAAUGGAUUAAAAGGAGAAAAAGGAGCUCCAGCUCGUGAAGAAGGCAUAGAAAAUGGUGAAAGAGGUGAUCCUGGGUUACCAGGAAUCCCAGGACGUCAGGGUUUGCCUGGCCCCCCAGGAUUUCCUGGACCACCUGGACCACAAGGACCCCCAGGAUUUUUAGGUUUUCCAGGAGAAAUGGGGCCUCCAGGACCAAAGGGUCACAUGGGUGUUAAAGGAAUUGGAGAAAAAGGAGAUCGGGGUAUGAAAGGUUUAACAGGACCCCCUGGACCACCAGGAACAGUUAUUAUAACACUUACUGGACCAGAAAACCUAACGGACUACAAAGGGGAUAAAGGAGACAAAGGAUCAGUGGGUGAGCCAGGACCUCCAGGACCAAAGGGGCUACCUGGAGAAUCUUAUGGAUCUGAAAAAGGUGUUCCUGGAGACCCUGGUCCUCGGGGAAAACCUGGGAAAGAUGGUGCCCCUGGUUUCCCUGGAUUUCCAGGAGCUAAGGGUGAAAAGGGUUUCCCUGGAUUAACUGGAGAAACUGGCGCUAAGGGAUUUAAAGGAGACCCUGGUCCAGGAGGAUUUCGUGGUCCAACAGAAUAUUACAAUGGAUACCUGGAGAAAGGCAAUGAUGGAAUUCCUGGGGCUCCUGGACCCAAAGGAGAUCGGGGUUCACAUGGACCCAGAGGUCCACCGGGAGAUGUUGGUAGACCUGGGGCAUCAAGACCUGGUCUUAGGGGUACUCCAGGAUCUCCCGGAAUCAAAGGAAGUAAAGGAGAAAGAGGACCACCUGGAGUGAAUAUAAUGGGUCCUCCUGGACUUCCUGGACUUCCAGGGACCCCAGGCUCCAAGGGGUUACCUGGCCUUCCAGGACCACCAGGUAAAGUAACUUUUCAGAAUGGUCCUCCGGGAGACCAUGGAGAUCCAGGACAUUUGGGGUCUCCAGGCAUACCUGGAGCCUAUGGACCCAAAGGAGAACCAGGACCACUGUGUACCCAAUGUAUUUAUACUCCAGGACCCCCAGGUCUGCCAGGUUUGCCUGGGUUAGAUGGUGAAAAAGGAACUGAAGGAGGGCAAGGACCUGAUGGCUUAAAGGGAAGCCCAGGAUCUCCAGGAUAUACAGGUCUACCAGGCUUUCCAGGAUUCCCAGGUACUCCAGGAUAUCAGGGACAAAAGGGAGAAAAAGGUGAAACAUCAUAUGAAGGAGAAGUAGGAGAUCGAGGGGAUCCAGGAGUCAGAGGGGAGCCUGGAAAAAGGGGCUCCGAUGGAAUUCCUGGAAAACCUGGCACAAAAGGACUGCCAGGCACAAAAGGAGAACCGGCUGUGAAUGGUGAAAAGGGGGAUAAAGGUUUUCCAGGAAAUCCUGGUGACCCUGGGUACCCAGGACCCAUGGGACCAGCUGGACCAUCCAACUAUGGACCACCAGGACAACCUGGACCAAAGGGAGCUGCAGGUGUACCCGGAUUUCCUGGAUCACCUGGAAAUGAUGGUCCCAAAGGAGAACCAGGUCUAGUAGAACCAGUCCCUGGCCCUCCAGGACCUCCUGGAUUGCCAGGGCUACCUGGCCUCCCAGGUACAACUGGAAAUCCAGGAUCCAAGGGACCAAGUGGUAAUCCAGGUCCUCCUGGGUCUGAUGGUGAAGCAGGAUUCCCAGGAAUUGGAGUUCCUGGGCCUCCUGGAUAUAAGGGAGACAGAGGUGAUCCAGGAGCCAAAGGAUCACCAGGUUGUCCAGGAGAAAUAGGGAACCCUGGGUCACCUGGACUACCAGGACUACCAGGAGCAAAGGGAGACCCAGGUACAGCAAUGCCUGGAAAAGAAGGGAUCACUGGUUUUCAAGGAGAAAAAGGAAAUUUGGGGGAAAAUGGAGAAAAUGGGAUCCCUGGGCUUCCAGGCCUUCCAGGGCCCCCAGGAAACAAAGGACAUGAUGGAUCACCAGGAGAGCCUGGCUUUCCUGGACCUCCAGGGUAUGAUGGGAUUCCAGGAAUCUGUAUUCCAGGUGCAAAGGGAACCCAGGGACUUCCAGGUUUAAAUGGACUAAAAGGACCACAAGGAGACAGAGGCCUGGAAGGUCCUAAAGGGGAUCCAGGAAUACCAGGCUUAGACAGGUCAGGAUCCCCAGGGGAACCUGGGCCACCAGGACUGCCGGGUCAUCAAGGGGAUAAAGGACUUAGAGGUCCUGCAGGAUAUCCAGGAGCUCCGGGACCCCCAGGUCCACCAGGCCAAAAGGGAGAAGUUGGAAUAAUGGGUUAUCCUGGAACAAUUGGGCCUCCUGGGAUUCCUGGGAAUCCAGGCACUCCAGGACACAAGGGUAAUUUGGGAAUUCCAGGAAGAAAGGGACAGAAAGGACUUCCUGGAGUACAAGGGGAAAGAGGUAAUAAAGGAAAUGAAGGACCAUCAAUGAUAUCAGAUGAUGUAGGAGAGAAAGGUGAACCAGGACCAGAAGGAUCUUUGGGAGGCCUUGGCCAAAAAGGAGAGAGAGGCACUCCAGGUGUACCAGGAUCACAAGGCUAUGAUGGAAUGCCUGGAAGGCCAGGGCUACCAGGACUCAGAGGAGAUCCUGGCACCAUGGGUCACCCUGGGGAACCAGGACCACCUGGAGGACCUGGAAGCAUGGGGUACAUGGGAAUGCCAGGUCCAAAGGGAAAAAAAGGAACUGUAGGUCACACAGGUGAAACUGGCAGACCAGGCCUUCCUGGUAUUCAGGGCAUGAAGGGAGAGAAAGGAGAACCAGGCUAUAUAAGGGACGCACGGCCGGGACCUCCAGGGCCAAAGGGAGAGCCAGGACCCCCAGGAUCCUUAGGUAAGAAAGGAGGAAGAGGGUUACCAGGUCUACCAGGUCCUAUUGGACCUUCUGGAGCUGAAGGAAACCAGGGAAGUUCUGGAAAUCGUGGCCCUCCAGGAAACCCUGGACCUGCUGGUGAUUUGGGAUUUAAAGGAUGCAAAGGUUUCCCUGGUCCUCCAGGAAUAAAAGGACCGCCAGGUCCUCCAGGUGCUCCAGGACCUCCUGGACUAAUGGGUGAAAAAGGUAAACAAGGUGGGGAUGCAAUUCCUGGUUCAGCAGGAGAAAAAGGAGAACUAGGUUUACUAGGGGCACUUCCAGGUCCAAGAGGCCUUCCUGGUUUAGAAGGAGACAAAGGAAAUGAAGGAAGUCCAGGUUUACCCGGCAUGUAUGGUGUAAAAGGUGUGAUGGGCGAUGUAGGACCAAUAGGCCCCAUUGGUAGGACAGGCCCACCAGGCCCACCAGGUUUUCCUGGUGCACUAAUUCCAGGCCAAAAAGGAAAUCAAGGUCCUCCAGGCUUGGGAGGAAUUAAAGGAGAUCGUGGUCCCCCAGGCCCACCUUGUGAAUACACAUUAGGAAUAAAAGGAGAAAAAGGUUUUCCAGGGAACCAAGGUCCAACUGGUCAACCAGGAAUCAUAGGAGACCCUGGACCCCCCGGGCAUCUGGGAAUGCCGGGUACCCCAGGUUUCCCAGGGUCUAGAGGAGAUCCUGGAUUUCAAGGAUUUCCUGGCAUGACAGGUGAAAAGGGCAAUCUAGGACCUCCAGGACCAUUUGGACCUCCUGGGUCAAUUGGGCCAAAAGGACCUCCUGGUCAACCCGGAGAACCUGGAACAAUUAAAAUUAUAUCUCUGCCAGGGAGCCCAGGGCCUCCUGGUCGACCUGGAGACCCAGGAAUGCAGGGAGAACCAGGAGCACAAGGACCACCAGGAUAUCCAGGACUUCAAGGACUAAGAGGUUCACCAGGGAAACCAGGAAAACCAGGAAUCCCUGGACCAGCCGGAGAAAAAGGCAACAAAGGAUCUAAAGGAGAAAUUGGCCCACCUGGAUCAGUUGGAUUGCCUGGAUUAAAAGGAAAGCCUGGAAACUUUGGACCACCUGCAACUGGGCCCUCCAUCAGAGGCUUUAUCUUCACCAGUCACAGUCAAUCAACAGAGAUUCCUUCAUGCCCAACAGGAACGGUGCCCCUUUAUAGUGGCUAUUCCCUUCUCUUUGUGCAGGGAAAUGAACAAGCUCAUGGACAAGACCUUGGAACUCUUGGUAGCUGCCUACAACGUUUUACCACGAUGCCAUUCUUGUUCUGUAAUACCAAUGAAGUGUGCAAUUUUGCUUCACGAAACGACUAUUCUUACUGGCUGUCAACAACAGCACAGAUGCCCAUGAAUAUGGCUCCAAUUACUGGCAGAGCUCUGGAGCCUUAUAUUAGCAGAUGUACAGUCUGUGAGGGUCCUUCCAUGGCCAUCGCUGUUCACAGUCAAACCACAGACAUCCCUUUAUGUCCUGAUGGAUGGAUUUCUCUUUGGAAAGGAUUUUCUUUUGUCAUGUACACAAGCGCAGGCUCAGAAGGCUCUGGGCAAGCACUAGCAUCGCCUGGAUCCUGCCUACAAGACUUCCGUGCCAAUCCAUUUAUAGAAUGCCAUGGCAGAGGAACCUGCAACUACUAUUCAAAUUCUUAUAGUUUCUGGUUGGCUUCCUUAAAUCCAAGAAGAAUGUUCAGAAAACCUACUCCAUCCACUGUGAAAGCCGGGGACCUGGAAAAGAUAAUCAGUCGCUGUCAGGUCUGCAUGAAGAGAAGAGACUGACAAAAUUGCAGGAAAUAAAACUGCCACCUAAACGGAGAAGAGUCAUUUUUUAAAGCCAUGAUCUGAGAAAUAGCAGUAGAGUUGUACUAUCACGAGAACUUCUUUUAAGAAUCAAAUUGCUGUGCUCUGCCAGCAGAUUAUUCACAAAGCACAUUACUAUGGUCAUUAGACUACUGUUGGUUUAAUUAAAGUACCAAAUAAAUGGUGAUUGAGAUGAAGCUAAAUGUCCCAAAUAAAACAGGGGAAGAAUUGUGGCUCAAGAUGUCCCCAUGACUUGUUUACUUGUAUCCUGCUCUUCAAGUCUGCAGGGAAAGAAUUACUUUUUGGUUCUUCUGGGACAUUUGCCAGAUUGUUUAAUAGGCAAAGGUAUAUUGGGUAGAACUUGACUCACACCUACUGAACUUGUUAUACCAUCUCAGGUGUUUCCUGAGAUCAAUUCAAACCACUCACAUCUGCUAUCAGCAGAGAACUCAAGAAGAGAAUCAGGCAGCUAAAAUUUAAAACCAUAUUGACUUGUUGCAUGUCUUAUAACAUUUCCCUUGCUAAAUAAGUGCCUUAUUGCCAUAAAGUGCUAUAUAAAUUUACCAAAUUAUCCCUCAAAGUAGGCAAAACUCUUAUUUUUAGUUACUGAUUUUAAUGGAUUAUUUUCUCUCCACCCCUUGAAAAUAUGCUUCCCUUUAACAGUUACUCCAUUAAAUAUAAACACAAACUAGACAUUCCUAUUUCGCCCUCCAACUACCCAGGAUUUAUCAAGAUUACCCCUGGCCAGAAAGGAGGUAGGUCAGUUAGGUGCUUCAGUGGCAUAUAUGAAAUAGUAAAAUAGUGCAAAGUUUUUCAGGACAAACAGAUGUAAGAAUCAUUCAGGAUGAGAAGAUACAGAGAAGAAGCAAUAUGAAGUGAUAAUGAAAAAAACCAUAAUGGAGAGGACAAUGGAUAGCAAUGAACUAUCCCUAUAAGUGCCAAUGCUAACUAAUUAAAACCAGUUACCUAACCAA
Sarcophilus harrisii (Tasmanian devil) is the source of this 6508-nucleotide messenger RNA. It is a transcript of the gene COL4A3, whose product is annotated as collagen type IV alpha 3 chain. Bases 489 to 5513 code for a protein of 1674 amino acids. The record is from RefSeq and is a predicted model, not a curated record. Gene Ontology annotation, cellular component: basement membrane; collagen trimer. Gene Ontology annotation, molecular function: extracellular matrix structural constituent. Lineage: Eukaryota; Metazoa; Chordata; Mammalia; Dasyuromorphia; Dasyuridae. The transcript is spliced from 52 exons.